AGGUGAUGGCUAGGUUUAUAUUGAAGCCUAAACACAGUAUACAAUUACUCUCUGCUUGAAGAUGUUAAACCUCUGUUGUCAUAGCUGCACUGUGUUUCCUCAUUCUUGAGCUAUUGGGAAGUUCUAGUAGGACAAGUUAUAAUGAACGGAGAUUGUACAAUGUUGUGGGUGAGGAGCGAGUGGCUGGCUUGGGAUACAGGAAUAAUCACCUACUUGGUCAUCACUGUCUUGGUUACCAUCACAAUGGUGUGGUACUUCAAGAGACAAAAGACAGUGUGGCUGCUGAACCAGAUCCCGGGUCCCAAAGGUCUUCCAAUACUGGGUAAUGCACUCUACCUCUAUGUGGAUCCACCAGAGUUCUUCCGGAGAACCUUGAAGGUGACCGAGUACGGUGAAGUUGCCAGGUUGUGGAUGGCCCAUAAUCCUUACUGCUUACUAAGCAGCGCCAAGGCAGCAGAGGCAGUCACUGGCAGACUCGCAGGAAGCUACUCACUCCAGCAUUCCACUUCAAGAUCUUAGAAGAGUUUAUGUCGGUCUUUAACAAACAAAGCAACAAGCUGAUCCAAAAACUGGAGAAGAAAGCUGAUGGAAAUACCUUUGACAUAUAUGAUGACCUUACCCUCUGUGCUCUGGACAUUAUUUGUGAGACAGCGAUGGGGGCGCAGCAUCAAUGCCAGGAAACAGUGAAACACAAUACUUCAAACUGUCAGGGAAAUAAGUUUUCCGAUACUAUUGUGCCAUUGUCUUGUGUGCAAGUAAGUGAAUUAUUUCCAUUUUUCUCAAAACAAGACCAUAUUGCAAGACCAUUCAUGGUUAAUAUGGUGAAUGAUUCUCGAUGUUUAUGUUUCCUGCUCUACAGAAUUAAAAACCGUCGAGCUUUCCUGGAUCUUUUGUUGGAAUACUCAGAAGAGAAUCCGGACUUCAAUGAUGAAGAAAUUCGGAAGGAAGUGGACACUUUCAUGUUUGCUGGUCACGACACCACAGCUUCAGCCAUCAACUCCAUCUUGUAUAUUCUUGGUCUUCAUCCAGAUAUUCAGACUAAAGAAGCAUAUGUGUGGUUAGCAUCGUCACGAUUAUUUCAGACUAAAGAAGCAAAUGUGUGGUUAGCAUCGUCACGAUUAUUUCACAGACUAAAGAAGCAAAUGUGUGAAAACUAUCGUGUUCCGUCCGGCACAACAGUGCAAUUGGUCAUAUACAAAAUUCACCGUGACCCAGCACAGUUUCCAGAUACAGAGGUGUUUGACCCUGACCGCUUCCUGCCUGAGAACGUUAACAAGCGUCAUCCCUACGCCUACAUCCCCUUCAGCGCUGGACCCAGGAACUGCAUUGGUAAGAUCUAUGCCUCUGAGCGUUAA
Molecule: messenger RNA, 1355 nt
Organism: Cherax quadricarinatus
Lineage: Eukaryota; Metazoa; Arthropoda; Malacostraca; Decapoda; Parastacidae
Source: RefSeq, a predicted model, not a curated record